CGUCUUCUCAGCGAUUCAGGAUCAAAAUCGUCUUCUGUUGAAACUCUUCGUACGAUGAUGACAAAUAAUUUCAAUUACGGACCUCGGAUCAAUUUUGAAAAACUUCAUCAACAUCUUCCACAUUCUACCAUUAUUCCUUCGGAGUAUCUGGAGCCAAUUUCAGCGUCCGAAAGCAAAAGUACUCGCCCAUCGGAAUCCUUGGCAUCUGGAACAAGCACUCUUGGCUCACAUUGGAAAAGAGUAGACUCUUCUGUUAAAUCGGAUAAUACAACUGCCCCACCGUCUUCGUUCUCCACCUACUCUGAUGGUACUGUUGUUCCUUCGGUUUAUUCAGUGCGAUCAUUUGAUUAUCCACCAUUGAGCGAGUCUUCUGUCUCUUUGAACACUGUUAGCCAAGUCACUACAUCCACUGAAUCGUCAGCUGCAUCAGCUCUCAGUGUGGGAACUCGUGACUUCAGAAAAUGCAUCAAUCUACAGAUGCUAGGGCUGGAUGAAUUGGAUUCGACUCUUGACCGAGCUUCUGAGCAAUUUUCGGAUUCCUUCUGGAAAGAAUCAACCGACUAUGACCAGGCAGUGAAGAAAGGAGAAAUUCUUUGGCAGAAAUUUGAAGAACUUAUUGAGUGUUUGAACGAAAAAAGUGGCGAUUGUACUGAUGAAGAACUUCCUGCCCAGGGGGAAAAGUUUUUGGACUAUGGAACUGUGAUUUUGAAGACUUUUCGUACGAAAUACAGAAUUGAAAAGUUUGUCCGCAACACCGAAAGUGUUUACAUCACGAACAACAAUACUCUGGAAAUGAUUUUGGACAACGAGAAAAGUGUUCAAAAAAUUCGUAAAAACCUGAGCAUUAUCCGCAAGAUGGAAGCAUAUUUUUUGACUGUGUCUGAAAAUAAAGAUAAUCGAGUGAAAGAAUUUUUUCGAGGUAUUGUCAACAUGGUUCCUACUCUUCCACUCAAUCAAAAUGAACGUGCCGAUAUUGAUCAUGUCAUUCGAAACAUCGAAGAAGAUUCGAAAUUCGAAAACAAAUACAAGUGUGAGCUAAUCAUGCGUCAUUUGUUGGCUACCAUCAGUAACUGGGAUAAGGAGACACAUGGAACCAACAGCAAUUUGGGAAGUAGUAUUUGGAAAAGCAUUCCAAGUGAGAUGCAUACUGCUUCUCAAAACUCGUAUGUCUCAGAAGUUAUUGAAAGUUCUUCAUUCGAAUUGGCUAAUCUUAGUACUGACGACUCGAAUCUUGCUGACUUGGAAGGAGAGUUGCGUAGUGCUAGCAUUCGUCGUGCAGUUGAAGGACCUAAAGGAAUCUAUGAGUUUGGACCUUGGGACACUGCUUCCAUUUUCUCUCAAUUUUCUAACAACUCUGAUGGUCACACCAGUAUUCAAUCGCUUCAGGAUCACCACUCUUCCUAUGAACUUUCUUCGUCUGAUGAUCACUCAAUUUUGCCUUCUCUUUCCUCGCGUUCAGUGCCGAACAAAAUUUUUGAAAACACCGUCAAAGAAAUUGUCCAAGAUGAUUUGGAUUUGAAGACUGCCUUAUCGAUUGGCGAGCCAAUUGUAGCUGGACUACCAAGAACUCCUAUUGAUAACGAGACAGAAGUUGUCAGAAGUUGUACACAAUCUGAUUCGGCUGACACUUUCAACUUCUCCAGUGUUUCGCUCAAUGAGAUGGUAGAUGAUGCGCUUCACACCGCCAAGGGAGUUGAAUCUGCAUCUGCUACAAACACAUCUGCUACAAACCUACUUGACGCUCUUCACAGUUCUGCCCUCAAAUGCGGAGUUGCUUUUAAUGAUCUAAUGACUGCAAUCUCAAGCAGCUCGGAAAGUGUUUCGGAUACCCAGGCAUCUCAUCAUUCUUCUGCCAGCCACUAAUUUAUUUCUGUAAAUAAUUUUAUUCAAUUGUCCCGUUUUUGUAUUUUAUUGUAAUGAAGUUUUGUAGAGGGC
Messenger RNA from Caenorhabditis elegans, 1935 nucleotides. RefSeq names its product Protein kinase domain-containing protein (gene T25B9.6). Bases 55 to 1863 code for a protein of 602 amino acids. The record is from RefSeq and is marked reviewed. NCBI's taxonomy places the organism in Eukaryota, Metazoa, Nematoda, Chromadorea, Rhabditida, Rhabditidae. The transcript is spliced from 9 exons.